Messenger RNA from Rubroshorea leprosula, 696 nucleotides. The record is from the annotation of a GenBank genome assembly. NCBI's taxonomy places the organism in Eukaryota, Viridiplantae, Streptophyta, Magnoliopsida, Malvales, Dipterocarpaceae.
CUCUGCAAACCCAGAUCUGGGUUCUCUCUCAAACCCAGAUCUAGGUUUCCUCCCCCCAUUCAACCUUAUGAAACAUAUUACCUGCUCAUCCUAAACGUCAGAAAAAAAAAUUCUUCUUUUUCCCUGCUCAUCCUUCUUCUUUUCUUAUUCUUUCUCUCUUUUCUCUCCUCUUCUUCCUCUCUAGAUCUGGGUUUGAGAAAAACCCAGAUCUAGAAUGCGCCUCAUCUCCCAAACCCACCCUCACUCUCCAGCCUCUUCAGUGAAUUCAGCUAAACAACUCAAUACCCCUCUGUUUUGUUCUGUUCUGUUCAGUCGAACUUCUAUUUCGACGAGAAGUGGAAGCUGUCGAAGAAGGAAAUUCGCCGCUCAUGAAGAAUACGUCGCAGUAGCGGUAUUCUUUCACCAGAAAAUGCACGCGAUUGGACCAGAAAAUGCAGCGGUAUUCUUGAAUCAAGAAAAGAGGAAUCAAAAAGUUAGAUCUAAGAGAGUAAAAAGCCUUUCUCCUCUCUCUCUCUCUUUCGAGAAUCAAUGGGUCCGACAGGCGUGCGGUGGUUUAGCAAGCUUGAGAAAACCCAAAUCUGGGUUUGAAACCCAGAUCUGGAGAGGAAGAAGGGAGAAGAGAGAGAGAGAGAAAGAACAAGAAGAAAACAGAAAGAUGAUCUGAGUUUGAUUUUAAUUUUGCAGGAGUAGUAGUAG